This is a messenger RNA of Colletotrichum karsti, 2142 nucleotides long. RefSeq lists its product as uncharacterized. The record is from RefSeq and is a predicted model, not a curated record. Bases 1 to 2142 code for a protein of 713 amino acids. NCBI's taxonomy places the organism in Eukaryota, Fungi, Ascomycota, Sordariomycetes, Glomerellales, Glomerellaceae. The transcript is spliced from 2 exons.
AUGUUCAGCCCAGCAAAACUCACCGCAAAUGCUUUCAACUCGUUCCGAUGGUCGAUCUGGGGACCACAGUACGCUGCCCUGCUAGGCGCAGCUGCAGCACUUAUGGCGAUGGUCAUUCUACUUGCCAAGUUUGAUGAUCAGCUUUUCUUUGAGUGGAAGGGUAUCUCACUCAAUACCAUCAUUUCCAUCCUCUCAGUCACGAUAAAGGCGGCAGUUACUUUCGUCAUCUCGGAGUGUAUCUCUCAGUGGAAAUGGAUUCUGUUCAGUCGCGGAGAACAGCGGUUGCUCAUCGAUUUCGACCGGAUCGACGCAGCUGCGAGAGGCCCAUUGGGCAGUCUCAGGAUUCUUUUCAGAACGAAGAGAGCGUUCGUUACACAAUUUGGUGCCGUCUUGACUCUGAUCGUCCUCGGUCUGGACCCCUUCACACAGCAGCUCAUCCAGCUACGUCCAGAGAUUCAGUACAACGAGCCCGACGACAAUGCCGUGGCUUACAUUGCCAACACGGGGAGCUAUUAUCUCGGAACUGCUCAAAGCCAGCCGAGAUUUUUCGAAAAUUCAACAUUUAAUUCAGAGGGCAACGUAAUUGAAUUCGAAAGGCAUGAAUGGUGGAACGUAACGACUAGCGUUUCUCCGUCAAUGGAGGGCGCAAUUAUGAGUGCUUUUUACAACUCAACAGAGCAGCUUCGAAAUGAAACUCUGUUUGAGUGUACAGCUGGUGAAUGCAAAUUCGGCCCUUUUCAGACCCUCGGCAUAUGUCACAGAUGCAACGAUGUUACUUCGGAACUCACGACCAGGGCGGACAACUUCGACAAUGUCAUCAACGCCAUCUACGAAUACCGAACCGAAGCCAUCACAUCUAAUAUUCUGGCUAAGGCUGUCAGUCUCCCAAAUGGCCACUUCAUUGCCAACACCGACGGCUGCCGGCCCUAUAACGACGAUACUACUUUCGGUUGCUGGGGCAAGUCGACCAUGAGCACAACUUUCGGCACCGGAAAUCCAAACAAGACGGUAUCGAUGAAAGAUAUCGACACUCUUCUUUGGUCCAUGAGCUUUAUCUACCCAAACAAGGAAACGCUCAACAAGUCCGGGUCUUUUCCCAGCCUCAAGGAUGGAGGCAAUAAAGACGCCGUCACCUGGCCUACUGUUGCCUUGAAUGCCUCAGAAUGUGCACUCUACUAUUGUGUCAAGAAUAUUUCAUCAACAGUCUUAGACAACCGACUUGAGGAAGACAUCACUGAAGUCGACGGCGUCACGAGAACCGAAGAUUCAUGGGACUCAGGCCUCACAGAUCAGACGGGCCUCACACAUCAGACGCGAGUGAGACCACCAGAAUACCUCGCACCCCCCGAUGAAUCUCGCGCACUGGAGUUUCACGAGUACUGGUCCGUCGCUUUCUAUAAAAAUCUGACCCUGACACUUCCGAGCCUGAGAUUCCCCUGGCGGAUGGAAGUGGGACAGGAGUCCGUAAAGUCUCUCAGCGCCCAUUUCCAAGGCCUGUUCCGGUGGGAACCCUGGUAUAACAACACCAAGAUCCGUGAGGCUCUCCAGAAGAUUCCCGGAAUGGAGAAAGCGGACGGCUUCAACGGUGCAAUCUUGGGCCCUCUUGACCAAACCGACUUGAACAUGGACGCCAGACCACCGGCGCUGAAGUACCUACUUCCAUGGUCCCGACUUGAUCAUGCCAAUAUUUCUGUGGUGUUUGAAACAUUGGCUAUGAGCAUGACGAACGAGAUGCGCCGUACUUCUGACAUGCAGGACCAAGCCCGGAACGGCAUGGAUACCAUGUCACAUAAAGGGCUAGUCGGCAGUCCAAUCGUGCUGUACCGAGUAGCGUGGCCGUGGAUCGCCCUUCACGUCACGGCACUUGCAUGUGCCUUGGUCUUCCUGUUCAUGACGAUCCAUGGUUCCGACGGCAAGGAAAAUAUACCGCUAUGGAAGAGUAGCUCCCUGGCAGCUAUCCGACGUGGGCACGAUGCAGGUGGCGUAUUCGAUGAUACGGGUCCGUCCAUUGGGGAGAUGGAAAACAAGGCAAGAAAGGUGUAUAUGGGAGAGAGUCAAGACGAUCCUGAAGAAGCAAAGCCUUGUAUUACGCUGGUUGAGACCCCUGUACCGAAGCAGAGAAGCCAGUCACACACAUUCUAG